This is a messenger RNA of Doryrhamphus excisus (bluestripe pipefish), 1567 nucleotides long. RefSeq names its product inactive Rho GTPase-activating protein 11B-like. Gene Ontology annotation, biological process: signal transduction. NCBI's taxonomy places the organism in Eukaryota, Metazoa, Chordata, Actinopteri, Syngnathiformes, Syngnathidae. The record is from RefSeq and is a predicted model, not a curated record. Gene Ontology annotation, molecular function: GTPase activator activity.
GAAAAAAAAAGAAUAGAAAAUCUGGUGUUGCUUUUAAUACCACUAGGAAAUAUCUACUACAUAGCGUAGACUUUGUUAACUCAAGCACUUCAGUCAGUAAACACAAAACUAUAACUGAUUACAAAAACUACCGUAUUGUGGAUGACAGCCAUGUUUGUUUUUAAUUUACGAUUAAUUGGUUAAAAGUAGAACCGCUCUGACUUCCCAGCCGCCACAAAAGCAGCAACGUUUGUGUUUGACAGGUGGUAUAAAUGAGCCUAAUUAGCACCCGUCUCCUCGGCUGACUUGUGUUUUUACAAGCGAAUGUUAUAGUAAUCAUUGUUUUUAAUACCACUUGGUGAUUUUUUAACAUGAAGGGUUUGGACAGUAAUGUAAUUCGCUUUCACCUUCAAGUCAGUCAUGGAAUAAAUGUGAAAAGCGUCGAGAGAAAAAAUGACAGACUCUUCCUUGGGGGUGCAAAGGUUUUUGGUGUUCCUCUGGAGAAUUUGUCAAGGUGCUUGAUUCCUGAAUUUGGCCUUGUGCCCUGCUUUCUGGUGGAUGCUUGUACAUUUCUUCUGGAGCGUGCUGGGACAGUGGGUAUCUUCAGAAAACCAGGCUCUCUUCCUCGCAUCAAGACCCUGAGGGCCAAGCUGAAUCGUGGAGAGGCAUGUCUAUCCACAGCUAUCCCCUACGAUGUGGCCACCCUCAUCAAGCAGUUCUCCAGGGAACUACCAGAACCGUUGUUUCCCUCAGCGAUCCAAGAAGCCAUGCUCAAAGCACAGAUGCUGCCAUCUCUGCAGGACAGAACCUCUGCCCUCCAAAUGCUGUCCUGCUUACUGCCUGCCAGAAACUCCUCCUGUUUACAUUACUUGUUUGAGUUCCUGGCCAGGGUAUCCCACAGAUGUGAAGAAAACCUGAUGACCAGCUCCAAUCUGGCCACCGUCUUUGCUCCCUGUCUUUUACCACCCCCCAACAUGGAUGAGAUGUCUGAAGGGCGCUUUGAACUCCGAAUUCUCAUCCUGCGCACCUUCAUCGAAAAGCCCCAAUCAUUUGGUGCCAUUCCUAAAGUUGUCAUGGACAGUAUGGAGUUCCUGAUGAGCUUCAAGACAACAAGCUCAAAGAAAAGCACUGGAAAGAGUCACAGUUUGAAAGCGAAGACUGUGCCCUGGUUUCAAGGAAGGUCAAAGGUCAGGACACCAAUCACUCAGCAGAAACAAGAGUCCAUCCUGCAAGAAAGACCGAUCCUCAGGAGGAGUCUUGGUCUGGGGACUUUCCCCAACGUGGUCCUCUAUAGGGCCUGCAUGCCUUGUGCAGAACAUAAUUCAUCGCUUGCAGUUUCCAUCUCGGAUGCCUUGAGUCUUGGUACAGAUUCUACAUUACAGAAAAUGAAAAAUCUGGUUAGAGGACAGGAUGUGGUCUCCUCCACAUCCUCCCCUGCACUUCAUCUUGCACCAUGGAGGAGGCGCUCAUCUCCAUAAGAAAUCACUAUUUAAUAUUUUAUUCAAAUUGUGUGUUGUAAACUGUCUGUGUGAUGCCAUUGUAUCAUUCAUGCCUAAUAAAGGUUUUGUUGUGUUUCUCUAAAAUCCAA